AUGAAUAUCUUGUCUUUCGCACUCGGAACAUUGGCUUUGGCCGUUUUCAGUGAUGCCCAAGAUGCCAACCAACCACACAUUAUUUUCAUCAUGGCUGAUGACAUGGGCUUCAAUGAUGUAAGUUUUCGUGGUUCGAACCAAAUUCCGACCCCAAAUCUGGAUGCGUUGGCCUACAAUGGGAUGAUACUGGAUAACCAUUAUAUGCAACCUCUAUGUACGCCUUCAAGAGCAGCGCUAAUGACUGGCAGAUAUCCAAUAUACUCAGGUUUACAAGGCGCGCCAUUAUUGGCGAACGAUGUAAGGGCUCUUCCACCAGGAAAAAUUUUACCAGAAUAUUUGAAGGACUUGGGUUACACAACAAGAUUAGUUGGAAAAUGGCAUUUGGGACAUAGAUCUCUCAAUGAGACUCCAACGUACAGAGGUUUUGAUUCUCACUUUGGCUAUUGGACUGGUUGCACAAGCUAUUUUGACCACGUGCUGGCUGAAUACACUGUAAACUUAUGGGCCGAUUUUGCCGCACAACAGACGAAUGUUAUGGCAAGGCCAUGUCACGCUUCAACUUGCAUGCAUUAUAAUACUGAAUCAUACUUAAUAUUGUCAAAAUGUCACGUAUUUGCUAGUGAUGGAAAGGCUCACUAUGGUCAUGAUUUCUACCGUAAUACAACAAGCGCAUGGGAUUUGCAAGGCCAAUACGCAACAAGGCUUUAUUCCCAAGAGUCUGAACGAAUUAUUAAUGAACAUCAAAAACCAGAGGAAAACCCACUUUUUCUGAUGGUUGCUCAUAUGGCUCCCCAUUCGGCAAACAAAGGAAAAUUUUUGGAAGCGCCGCAAGAAACUAUUGACAAGUUUUCUCACAUUCCAAAUGUGGAUCGGAGGACAUAUGCUGCAAUGGUCAGUGAAUUAGAUGACAGUGUUGGAGUAUUAGUAGAAGCUCUGAAAAGGAAAAAUAUGUUGCACAAUUCUGUGAUUCUAUUCAGCUCAGAUAAUGGAGGUGCAACUACAGGAAUAUAUCCCAACUGGGCGUCAAAUUAUCCAUUAAGAGGCAUUAAGGGUUCUCUGUGGGAAGGCGGUGUACGUACUUCUGCUUGUAUAUGGAGUCCAUGGAUGCAGGGAAAAGGCAUUCACGACGGUUUGAUCCAUGUUACUGAUUGGUUUUCUACUUUUAUAACUCUUGCUGGUGGUGAUGUUUCACAAUUGAAUGUGGAUGGCUUGGAUCAAACUGCAUCCUUAAUUUAUGGCUAUCCAUCACCCAGGAGAGAAAUGCUUCUCAACAUCGAUGAAGUACAAAAACAUUCCGCAAUCAAGUACGACAAUUGGAAGUUAAUUGUAGGACCAGCAUUCAAAGGGCAAGCCAACCUCUACAGUGGAGAAAAGGGAAUCGAAGUAACUCAUGAGCCCUUUUAUGAUAUUUCUUUGGUCAAAAAUAGUUUAGCAGGUCGCGCCUUAGCCGAAAUUGGAUUUGUCUUUAAUGACAGUAUAGCAAAAUCUAACAGAAAAAAAAUUAUCCCAAAAUGUAUCAACAGAGACUCCAGCAAAUUCCAAAGCACCUGCUCAUUAGUGCAUUAUUAUUCCUUGUGCUUAUUCGACUUGAGCAAAGAUCCAUGUGAAUCAAAAGACAUAUCUGCUAACAAUCCAAACGUGGUUAAUGACCUUUUGCUAGCAAUUGUACAAUAUAAAUCGAAUAUGAUGCCCCAAAUGCUUCCGGAAGUUGAUCCUCGAGGACUUCCAGAACUUUACAACUACACGUGGUCCCAUUGGCUUGACCAAAAUCCGACCACACCUCAGCAUAGUAGCCAAAUUGGAUUUAAUAGUCAAUACUUUGAUUAUAUGGAGAGCUUUGAAAAUUUUUAA
This is a messenger RNA of Ctenocephalides felis (cat flea), 1851 nucleotides long. Its product is annotated as arylsulfatase B-like. The record is from RefSeq and is a predicted model, not a curated record. NCBI's taxonomy places the organism in Eukaryota, Metazoa, Arthropoda, Insecta, Siphonaptera, Pulicidae. The transcript has 10 exons. Bases 1 to 1851 code for a protein of 616 amino acids.